Prorocentrum cordatum is the source of this 1804-nucleotide messenger RNA. Lineage: Eukaryota; Dinophyceae; Prorocentrales; Prorocentraceae. The record is from the annotation of a GenBank genome assembly.
GGACUGGUGGGCCAGCCAGAUCCAGCGCUGGUCCCUGGGCUCCUCCGCGGCGGACUGGCUCGCCUUCUCGCUGGCGCGGGACGUGGCCCUGGGCGUGCUGGCGUGCCGCAGCAGCCGCGGGGCGCGCGGGGCUCGCCGCGCGGCCGUGGGCUCGCUGCUGUACGGGAUGCUCCGGCUGUCGCUGAUGGAGCCGCAGGACCAAACAACGGCGCAGAUGGUGCUCAGGCUGCUGCCGUCCGCGGUGCUGGUCGUGGCGGCGCACUUCCUGUCCGCGGCCUCCCAGCGGGCUUGCGAGGGCGCGGGGGGCGGUGGGGUCCCUGCGGCGGCUGCGGGUGCUGCCGCAGGUGCCGGCGACGUCGCAGACUCGCAGUACUCCUCCAAGCUGUCGAAGCUGCAGACGCUGAUGCUGCUGCGGCCCUACUUCUGGCCCUCCACUGGCGAGCCUAUGGAAGUGCUUGUCAACCGGCUGCGUGCGGGCUGCACCUGGGGUUGCGUUAUGCUCUCGAAGCUGUUUAAUCUUGUGUCGCCCCUCUUCCUUGCGCGAGCCACCAACGAGGUCACCGUGCAACUCUCCGCAAAGUCGCCAUCGCUGACGACUGGCAUUGCGCUGAACUUGAUUGCCUAUGCCGGGCUGAUAUUUCUGUCCAAGACACUGAAGGAGGCGCAGUCGCUGGUCUACAUCAAGGUGCAGCAGGCUGCUUACAUCGAGAUAGCCGACGAGACUUUUGCCCACCUCCACAACCUAUCGUUGGAUUGGCAUCUGCGCAAGAAGAUGGGCAACGUCAUUCGGUCGAUGGACCGCGGCAUCGAUGCGGCGCAGAAAACGAUGCAGUAUGUGUUUCUGAACCUCCUACCGACUCUCAUGGAGGCGUUCGCCAUCAUACUCAUCUUCAUCUUCCACUAUGAGAACAUGCGCCUGGCGAUGUUUGUGUUGGUUAACCUCAUCUUGUACAUCUACGCCACAGUCAAGGUGACGCUUUGGCGGAAGCAGUUCCGGACGGCCGCGACGAAGAGCGACAACGAGAUCCACGAUCGCUUGACCGACUCGAUGGUGAACUACGAGACCGUGAAGUAUUUCACCGCGGAGGACUACGAGCGACGGAUGUACAGGAACGCGGUCGUCAGCAACCAGGUGGCCUCCAUGGCGACGCAGGCGUCGCUGUCCUUUCUGAACAUACUGCAGCAGUUCAUCGUCAACUUCGUGCUGGCCGGGGCCAUGGGCAUCGUGGCGCUCAAGCUGCUGCGCGAGGGGGGGCAGCUCGGUGAUUUCGUUGCCGUGAACGUCUAUAUCAUCAACGUUUUCACCCCGCUGAACUUCCUGGGCACCAUCUACAACAUGCUCGUGAACGCUGUUGUGGACAUGCACAACUUCGGCCAGCUCCGAGCGGAGACCUCAGAGGUGCGAGAUGCGCCCGACGCCCGCGUGCUCGAUCUGGCGCCCAGGCCCAACGCGCCCAUGGUGGAGUUCCGCGACGUCAGCUUCGGCUACUCCAGCCAGCCGCAGGAGCGGUCCAUCAGGUGCGUGUCGUUCCAGACGCCCCGGGGCGGCUCGACCGCCCUCGUGGGGCCCACUGGGGCCGGCAAGACGACGAUCACGCGGCUGCUGUUCCGCUUCUACGACGCGGUCUCUGGGGAAGUGCUCCUGAACGGGCAGGACUGGGAGGAGGAGGAGGAGGAGGAGGAGGAGGAGGAGGAGGAGGAGGACCCUGAGAUCUGGGCGUCGCAAGCUUUCCACAACGGGCGAUUUAUCCCAGUUUCGCGCCUUCAGGAUGACAGAUCGAUCGACCAUGCCACAGAAACAUGA